AUGGCGACUUCAAACUACAUCACCAAAGUGACCAUCGUCGGCGCCGGCGGCAACAGCGGCCGCUUCAUGACCGCCGCUCUCCUCAAGACCGGCAAGCACACCGUCACAGCCCUCACGCGCCCCGACAGCCAGAGCGAGCUGCCCGAGUGCGUCAUCGUCAAACGGGUCGACUACGGCAACCCCGAGACCCUCGUCGAUGCGCUGAGGGGCCAAGACGCACUGGUCAUCACCCUGAGUGGCUACACGCCGGCUGAGACGCAGAUGCAGCUGAUCAGCGCCGCCGGCGAGGCGGGCGUUGGCUGGAUCUUGCCGAAUGAGUGGUCGCCUGAUACGGCGAAUGAGGCGCUUGUUCGGGAUGUUUCUGUGUUCAAGCCUAAGGGGGAGACGCGCAGAGCCAUUACCGAUCUGGGCAAGAGUUCCUACAUCGGAAUAUCGACGGGCUUCUGGUACGAGUGGAGCCUGGCCAUACCCGCGGCCUUUGGGAUCGACUUUGCGAAGCGCACUGCUACGUUCUUUGAUGAGGGCGAGACUCGGAUCUCGAUCUCGACUUGGCCGCAGGUCGGCCGCGCCGUAGCCGCCCUCCUCAGCCUCCCCAUUGCACCUCCGGGCGAUUCGGAGGGUACUAGCAGCAGCAACGCAGCCUGCCUGGAGAACUUCCGCAACCAGCUCGUGUACGUGAAGUCCUUCACCGUCACCCAGCGGGAGAUGCUCGCGUCGGCCAUGCGCGUGACGGGCACUAAAGAGAGCGACUGGACCAUCACGAAGGAGCCGGCGCAGGAGCGGUACACGACCAGUCUGAGCGAGAUAAAGGAAGGGAAACGGGUCGGGUUCGCCAAGAUGAUGUACACGCGCGUCUUCUUCGCUGACGGGGUUGGCGAUUUCGAGGAUGGAAGGGACACGAUGAAUGGGGUGCUGGGCUUGCCGGAGGAGGAUCUCGAUGAGGCGACGGAGAGGGCGUUCGAGAGAUCGAAGGGUCCGAGUUGGGUGUAG
This is a messenger RNA of Anthostomella pinea, 990 nucleotides long. NCBI's taxonomy places the organism in Eukaryota, Fungi, Ascomycota, Sordariomycetes, Xylariales, Xylariaceae. The record is from the annotation of a GenBank genome assembly.